Messenger RNA from Stylophora pistillata, 1891 nucleotides. RefSeq lists its product as uncharacterized. Gene Ontology annotation, biological process: protein polyubiquitination; intracellular signal transduction. Lineage: Eukaryota; Metazoa; Cnidaria; Anthozoa; Scleractinia; Pocilloporidae. The record is from RefSeq and is a predicted model, not a curated record. Gene Ontology annotation, molecular function: protein binding.
UCCAUGUAGGCCUUUGAGAACCCGUGAAGAUUUUAACACUUCAUGCUGUCCUUCAACUCCCUGACGGCAAAAGAUCGCUCAUUGCGAACUGUAGGAUUUAGGAAUGAGUUUAAGCAUGGGUUUGGAUUCAUCAAAACCAAACCAAACUGAUACUCACAAAACAGAACAGGCUCUUUGUACAACAACUUACCGGUCAUUUCAUUCGGAAGGCGAAGCAAUUCCUCCUCCCUUCUCUAUCUUGAAGGAACUAAAGCAUUCAGGCCCAUUAGGGACUGAUCAAAUGAUGAAGGUAACAGCCUGUGCCUUUUCUCCGAACGACGAUACAAGUUUGGUGUCACUAACAACAUUUGCUGGCCUUGAUUUGAGACAUUUUCGAGCAGGAUUCGUGCAAUCUUGGGACCUUGAUAGCCUAGAGGAAACCCAUGAUAACAGCCUGUUCACGUAUUCGCCACGUCCCGUUUGCAACUUUUCCCCAGAUGGGGAGAUUGUGUCAUUUAUUCUAAAUACGGGGCAUGGGCAAAUUAUUCUGGCGGAGCACACAGAGGACCGUACUCUUGAACCGUUCACGAUUGACUGUGAUACCGGUGGAUAUGGCGAUAGAAGUCUUCUGUCCAGAGCUUUAUGCUGUGUAUUUUCUCCGAACGGCCUUAAAGCCGUUACAGUGAGCAAUGUCACGCUGGAAUCUCACAGAGGUUCUGAAACAAAUGAAAUUUGCCUUUGGCAAGUGAUAUCCAAGAAAAAGCUUAAAAGUACAUGGAGAGUAAGUUGCGAAGUUGUUUUUCCAGGCUUUACCGGUCACUUGGUUAGUUGUGUAUUUUCACCAGACAGCUCCCUUGUGGCAUUUUCUAGUUCCUUGAGUCAACUGUAUGUCCUAAAGAGUGAGAAUUUAGAGCUGUUGUCUGCCAUUAGGACCGAUGUUGCACGGAAUGCCUGCAGUUGUUUGUUUGUUCCCUGUUUUCCUUUUCAAAAGCUUGCAGCCUGCUAUGAGGACGGUGUUUUUCAGAUCUGGUAUAUUCAAGAUGGCAACACUAAAUGUGUAACAGAAACAAAGAUUGUGACAGGUUCAACUAAAUUGACGGCCUUCACAUACAGCCCUGAUGGGUCCUUACUAGCCUUCGGUACCUCACAAGGAAAGGUUAUUGUAACUGAAACGGAAAUGUUACAGACUCUUUAUGAGAUAAGUUCAGUACCUGAUACCAGGCUAGACUCUGUUUCUAAUGAGCCAAGCACAACUAUUGUGUGUUCAGUUGCUUUUGCAAGGAGCUGCAAUCAACUUGCCAUUGGACAGAGUGAUGGCUUAGUUCGGAUCUGGCAGUUACCUCUAAAAUUUGAACUGCAGCAUUUAUGUCGUUUAGUGAUUAAUGGGUUGGUGCCACCAAGCCAAGUGACACAUCUGCCUUUACCAAGAAACUUAAAGGCUUAUCUAUUAUUUUCACCUCUUACUAGUACGAGUUAAUGAAUGUACUUAAAGGAGAUCUCCACUGCUGGAGUAAAUGGUAGCUGAAAUAGUUGAAAAUUUCUUUAAACUACAAUUUGCCAAUAGAAAAGUAGAAGUAAGCAUUGAUAAAAGUGUACACUGAAAUAAAUGUUAGCUUGUUUGCAUUUGGAAUUUUUGAAAUGUCUUCAUUUUGGUUCAUUUCUUAUUUCCUGCUAUGCUGGUAUUUGUCACCAGUGUUUUGAAACUUUUGCCUGUUUCUGAUGCAUAUCUAAUUCAACUUAUCUUUCACUUAGGCAACAUUUCAAUACUUUUAUUGGCAACUUCUUUCAAUUGUGAAGAUUUUUCUCAAAUUGAGAUCUUGUUUCAGUUCAGAUAUUUUGAUUUUCUCAAAUUGAGGUCUUGUUUCAGAUCAGAUAUUUGAUGUUCUUCAAAUGUGAAGGUAUAUUUACAACA